AUGAGACAACAAAAAGUGUGGGAUUUGAGUCAAGAAGUAGAAAGGAUUGUUUUAGGAGUCGUGAAUGAUAUUUUUGUAUUUGAUGUUGUUCACAGAGACAUUAGUUUGCCUUCAACGUCUCGAGGAAGGAAUGUGAAGGGAAAAAAAAUUUGGG
This is a messenger RNA of Funneliformis caledonium, 154 nucleotides long. NCBI's taxonomy places the organism in Eukaryota, Fungi, Glomeromycota, Glomeromycetes, Glomerales, Glomeraceae. The record is from the annotation of a GenBank genome assembly.